UCAUCGCGGCCUCGCGAAAUCAUUCGUUAAGUGUCUGUCGAAAGUGUUUCACGACGAUGAAGAGUCCGCAACACGCCACUGAUAAUAAAUAAAUAUAAUUGGUGAGACCGCGCCGUACACUCUUCCAAGUGACAGUUUGUAGAAAUAAUUUGUUAGUGAAAUCGGCGCCGAGACCCGUUGAAAGUUAGUUCUUGCUUCUAACAACUGCUGUUUCUGCUUGCUGGUGGUGCAGCUUCAUCCGGUGUUUGACGACUCACAAAUUUAUCGAUCAAUAUGUGGAUUACUAAACUAGCGUUGAUUUGCUGUUUAGCAACAGCACUCUCAACAAGUUCAGAAAUCAAAACCAAAAAGAAAACAUCGACAGAACUUAGAGGAAAACGGAACUUAGAAUAUUCUAUUGCUCACCCUAACCCUGUCUAUGGAUACCGCACAGAAAGAAGGAUAAGUUCGGGUCAUCGAACAAACUACUUUCCAGCCCAUAAGCAUUAUAUCACCUUUAGAAGAGGAAGACCUGCGCCCUCUCCUCCGCCAUAUGCCGUCCAAAUGGAACCUCUUGUUCACUAUUCCCAAAGAGAUCCCUUGUACGAUGCUGGUAAUUUGCCUAUCAGCCCAGGAAACGAUCUGGCCAGCGAUUACCAGCAUAUCCAUCCUCAAACCUACGGUCAUCCACCACCUCCUCCACCAAAAAUAAUCGAAAAACCUAUCUAUAUCAAAGAACCUGAGCCGAUUAUUGAAAUCAUUAUCAAAGAAUCUAAUGUCACCCUUCCGCCACCACCGGCACCGGUUAUUGUAACUCCGGCUCCUAAAAGGAAAGAACCUGUUCAUGUAUUUUACGUGAAAUACAAAAAAAAUCCUAACGGAUACGGAAAAGAUAGUAUUAUAUACGAAAAACCUAUUCCAGCAAUAUCUCCACCGGUGGAAGACGAAGAACCACAACAAGAAGAACCGCCUCAAGAACCAAUUUAUGCACCACCAGUUACACCUCCACCCCAAACGCCAAGCACAACAUUACGAGCAAUUAUUAAACCAGAAUCCGAUUAUUCAGGAAACAAACAUAUUCAUGUGAGAUUUGAAAAACCAAGUAAUAAUCAGUACAAAAGAACUAGCACCAGCGAUGACGAUUCGAAAGAAGAAUCUGCUCCUGAACCAGUCAUAUCGCAGCCCCAAAGUAGAAAAUUCAUAUUUCCUCCACCGCCUCCACAAGGCCGUUCACCAUCAAGCUUUCCUCCAAAAAUUAUCAGUAGACCACCCCCACAAUUUCGACCAGAAAGCCAGCGCUUUGCACCUCCUCCACCUCCUCCAUCCUUUAGACCUUUUAAUCAACCACCCUCUUUUAAGCCGCCACCUUUCCCUGCCAGCCAAUUCCCACCCCUACCAAAUCGACCCAACUUUCAUCCUCCUUCUCUUUCUCUUGACAGACCUCCUGCUCCUUCAUCUCAACAACAGUUACCAUCCCACCAGCACGUGCCUUUCAGACAGCCAGUUGCUUAUAAACCAUUUGACAAUUACGUCCCCUCAGACACAAUAAAUCUACAACCAUCAACUUCGUUCACGCCCCCGCAGCAGCAGAGACCAAGCAAUUUCGAGCAAAACCCUAACCUACCUCCUCAAAGUUUUUCAAACUUUUUAACCCACUUCCCAGAACAGCAACACCUACCCCAAGUUCAAAAACAUCACAUAUUCCACACUCCUCAGCAACAAGUACCACAGAAACAGUAUUCUCAAUUGCCCGAACAACAACAAAUCCCUCAGUUACAAAAACAACUCCAGUUUAACCCUCAGCAACAGCAUCAAUCUCCAGAACAACCAAAACCAUUCCUUGAUUCCUCACAUCAACCCCAGGCUCAAGCGUUUGUAGGUUCCUUUGGAGAAAAUGCGAACAAAGAACAGUUCACACAACAUCAGCAGUUUACUCAACAACAAAGCAUUCCACAACAAGGUUUUCAACAACAAUUCCGUAAUGACCAUAACCAAAAUCUGCCCUUCCACAACCAGUUACCACGACUACCUCAACAUCAACUUCUACCAAGUUCACAACGCUUAAACAACUUUAACUCUAUUCCUACACAACCUCAACAUCAACAACAGCAACACCCUCAACAACACCAAGAAGAAAAUGUCCUUCCUCCUGGUGGUGAACUGAUUCCAUCUGUUUCAAAGUAUGAACAACAUAUAACGUUGCCAUCUGAGACUAAAGAGCAACAAACUAAUUAUCAAUUAAAUUCUCAACAACAUCAACCACAGCAACAGCAACAUCAACUUCAACAGCAGCACCAGCACCAACUUCAACAGCAGCAGCAGCACCAACUUCAACAGCAGCACCAGCAUCAACUACAACAGCAACAACAACAACAGCCGCACCAAUCACAACAAAAUCAACAACGGCAGCAGCAGCAGCAGCAACACCAUCAACAACAAAUCCAACAGCAAUAUUUCACACAAGUCAAUCCAUCAGACCGAACCCUUGGUCAACAGCAACAGUAUCAACAGUACCCCCAACAAUUAAAUACCAAAAACACUCAACAACAAAACCAAUACAAUAUCGAAAUAAAACCAUCUGAAGAGCGAGGAAAUUCCAUUAGUAUUGCCAAUUCAAAUUAUUUACAGAAAAAUCAGCAACAACAACAACAACAAUCUGUUACCACUGCUCCUCACCGAUUUUCUUCAGUCUACUCAACCACAACUGGAAGGACAACAUAUCAAAGUACAACAACUGCACCAACUACAACUACCAAAAAUCCCGAGAAAGAAGAAAAAGCUAAGAAGAAUAUCCUGGAACUUCCUGAUGAAGUACCUGACGACCUACGACAGCAACUUUUGUCAUCUGGUAUUUUGGAAAAUGCUCAAAUAUCAGUUUUAGAUUAUGACAAGGUCGGUGACAUACCACUGUCGGCUCUGCCACCAGAACAAUUGUCGCAAUUCUUCGGUGCUGGAGGUAAGGAAGCAAUUUCAGCAGGCAGUGAGCCUGUUCCUUCGAUUAUCAGGAAGAAUGGUGAACCUCUAGAUGAUCUUGCCACACCAGAUCAAGAACCUGAGGGAUCUGACCCAGCAGAGGUAAAAGUUAUUGCUCCAGAAGUAAAAGUUGUCCAAUACGAAAAAGAUAGUGUAGACGAAAAGAAAAUUGGUGAAACUUAUAUAAAAGAAGGUGCUUCUCAAGUAGAAGCUGUUCAGUUGGAUAGUGAAAAAUACACAAGAUAUUUACCCAUUAAAGUCAAUGGCGCUCAAUUUCCAAUACCGGAUGUUCCCGAAUUGAAAGGCAAAAAUAUAACGAGUGUAGUUGUUUUAGCGCCCGUUGAAUAUACUGGUAAUAAAGGUCGACCAGUGAGAGAAAUUAUAUCAACAGAGAGACUUCUUGCUGGCCAAGCACUGAAAGAACUAAUCAAGAAUCCUACAACCGAAAAUUUCCAAAAAUGGCUCGAAAUUGAGAAUACAACAGCAGUCGAUAAACAAUCAGUAGUGCUCCUUGUGACCAAACCUGAGGAAGCCAAAGAAGAAGAUGAAAAAGAAAUUUUCAUGUACGAUUUAAACACAAAAACGGUUAGUAAAUUGAGUGGAGAACUAUCAUCAGCUUUCGUUGAGGCAGCUGAAGCAAAUACUAGUGACAAUUUGGAAGCUAUUGCACCCUCCAAUAUAGUAGAAACGAGGGUUCCAUAUCCUGAUAUUGACAGGAGAGAUUUGGUCGCCUUUACCGAUGAAGAUUUCCAAUAUGAUCUCAGUGACGCUUCUUCACAACUAGUUGAAAGUAGGAUCCCUAUCAUUGAUCCAAUGGAAGAAAAAGACGAAGACGAAUACGAAGUCGAAGCUUCUGAACAAUUGGAGCAAUUUGUUGAUAUCUCCGGUUUGAAAGUUAGACCGGAAGAUUUGGCAGCCGCUGCCAGUGAUAACUUGGAAAAUCAAGUUAUUGUAAGUUCCGGAUACAGUAAGACUGGUUCGAAUAAAUUGCCAUCGCCAACAUAAAUAUUAAUAUGGAAUCUAAAUUAUUAAUUUAUCUAGUGUAAAAGAAAGCAUCACUAAAUGACUUUCUUAAGUAAAUCUACGAACACUUGUUCGACUUGUACAGUAAUAUUUUAUACUUUAAUAAAUAAAUAAAG
Molecule: messenger RNA, 4091 nt
Organism: Agrilus planipennis (emerald ash borer)
Lineage: Eukaryota; Metazoa; Arthropoda; Insecta; Coleoptera; Buprestidae
Product: mediator of RNA polymerase II transcription subunit 15-like
Exons: 3
Coding region: 274-3957 (1227 amino acids)
Source: RefSeq, a predicted model, not a curated record